Molecule: messenger RNA, 2558 nt
Organism: Plutella xylostella (diamondback moth)
Lineage: Eukaryota; Metazoa; Arthropoda; Insecta; Lepidoptera; Plutellidae
Gene: SppL
Product: signal peptide peptidase-like protein
Biological process (GO): membrane protein proteolysis
Cellular component (GO): cytoplasmic side of endoplasmic reticulum membrane; Golgi-associated vesicle membrane; lumenal side of endoplasmic reticulum membrane
Molecular function (GO): aspartic endopeptidase activity, intramembrane cleaving
Source: RefSeq, a predicted model, not a curated record
UGUUCCUUACUUAUUCUGUGAUCAAGUGUUAUGGCUGCCGUUUGUGCUCGUAAAUAGAAAAUUGUAAAAUUAGUUUAGCCUGACUGUGAUUUUACCCUUAAUGUUAGUUAUUUAGUUUUCAUUCCAAUUAUGGGAUCACUGGGUUAACGGUGGUGUUUCUUCUGGAGUAGUCCACGAGUUUGGGUGCCCCAGCUUGCGCGGCUCUUCGGCAGGCACUCCCCGACGCUGCUGAAGGCCUGGUCCCGCCAUGGCUCAAGUAGGGGCUAAUAUGGAAUACCAGGAAUACAAGUGGGCCUACUCAAUCAUGGACUCCUCCAAGGUAUCGGCGUGUCUCAUAUCCAUGCUGCUGAUCGUGUACGGCAGCUUCCGCUCGCUGAACAUGGAGCGGGAGGCGCGCGAGCGGGCCGAGCGCGAGAAGGAGGCCUCGCUGCUGGGCGGCAAGCCCGCGCCCGCCGCGCACGCUAGUAACGUGCAGACGCUCAACACGAUGCAGGCGCUGUGCUUCCCGCUCGGCUCCUCCGUGGCGCUGCUCGUCAUGUUCUUCUUCUUCGACUCCAUGCAGACGCUGGUCGCCAUUUGUACUGCCAUAAUAGCGUGCGCGGCCCUAGCCUUCCUCCUAACCCCUCUGUGCCAGUACGUGAGCGGCGGCGCGCGCGCGGCGGUGUGCGGGCGCUACUCGGGGCCGGAGCUGGCGGCCACGCUGCUGGCCGCCGCCAUCGUGGCCGUGUGGGUGCUCACCGGACACUGGCUGCUUAUGGACGCGAUGGGCAUGGGCCUCUGCGUAACGUUCAUCGCGCUCAUCCGGCUGCCGUCGCUGAAGGUGUCCACGCUGCUCCUCACCGGCCUGCUGCUGUACGACGUGUUCUGGGUCUUCUUCUCCGAGUACAUCUUCACCACUAAUGUCAUGGUCAAAGUGGCCACUAGGCCCGCAGAGAACCCGAUGAACGUGGUGGCGCGGCGGCUGCAGCUGGGCGGCGCCAUGCGCGACGCGCCCAAGCUGUCCCUCCCCGCCAAGCUGGUGUUCCCCUCCAUGCACCACCAGGGACACUUCUCCAUGCUCGGUCUGGGAGACAUCGUAAUGCCGGGCCUGCUCCUCUGCUUCGUGCUGCGCUACGACGCGUACAAGAAGGCCACGCUCGUGUGCCAGAUGGGGCAGGUGCCCGGCCCGAGGUCUAUGAGUUCCCGCCUCACGUACUUCCACUGCUCGCUGCUGGGCUACUUCCUCGGGCUGCUCACGGCCACGGUGAGCGCGGAGGUGUUCAAGGCGGCGCAGCCCGCGCUGCUGUACCUCGUGCCGUUCACGCUGCUGCCGCUGCUCACCAUGGCCUAUGUUAAGGGCGAUCUCAGAAGAAUGUGGAGCGAGCCGUUCAUCCCGCCGUCGGGCAAGGCGGGCGCGGACUUCGACGUGUGACUGUGUUGAACUGUACCGUCACAGUGAGAACAUCCUGUAUACUCGUCGCGCACGGAGACUAGAACCACCGUCUUGAAUGCACCGGCCGUCGGCUCCUCGCUUGUUCCUAGUCUGUAAGAGUAACGUUUUAUUUCUUAUGUUCUAUCAGAAUGCAGAGCAUAUAACAAACUCAAAGUGAAAACUAAGUUGCUAAAAGGUGGCGGAGUGUGGGAAGAGAUCUUGUUUUCGUUGGCUCGUUCGAAUCCACAUAAACAACUUUGAUUUCAACACUACCGCAUGUACCAAAGACAGUACUUUGGAGUGUCGACGCAUUGGCUAAAGAAACCAUAAUAUAGGCGAAUGCGUAUCUCUGUGUACUGUAAUUGCCUUCAGGGAUUGCCUAGAACAAAUGUAUACUCACAGGCUGGUCUGUAAACUUGUAACUCUCAAAGGCACUCUGUUUUAAAGAUUUAAAAAGUCUGAUGCACGGCGCUCGGUAAGCCGCUUAUGAACCGCGUAAGGCGUCCUGCCUCACGACAAUGUAUUACUCUAGCAUUUAAUGACUCUGAAGUGAAAAACUUACAUGGUAUAGGUAUGUCAAAAAAGUAAUAAUAAAUCAUUCGUCUCAAAAACUAGUGCUGUUCUGUGUGCAUGAAGGUAAUAAAUAACAAAAUACACCAAGUGUAUUAAUAGUAGCAACUAUAUUGUUUACAACUUUUUAGCUCAUUUUACUAUCCUUCAUUUUUGAUAUAGGGAUGAGCGAGAGCAAACGCUUAUAAUAACCGUGCAUGUCAUAGUGUUGGUAUCCAAUGUGAAUUGAUGUGUUUAUGUUAAAAUAAACGUAAGAUGUAUACUAGGUUAGUCGUAUGAUUCUACGUUUUAUGCUUUUUUAAGACGAUUGAUAUUAAAUUUUCAAGUUACAAUGCAGGGUGACGUUGGAAACUUGUAAUCAGUUUUAUUGCAAUGCAAUUACCCUAAAUCGAGCACUGUGCUAUAAGCUCCUAUGUAAUGUAACAUUUUCUCAACAUUUAACUGGCAAGUGCCAAAUAAUAUCUCCAUGCCCUGUGUAAUUUUACACGUUUUUUUAAUUCUGAGGCUGAAAAUUUUAUUGUAUUGUAUGAGGCUGUCAGGUAGCCGCACAGUGCAUGAGACGGGAGUAUGGGGACAA